This is a messenger RNA of Erpetoichthys calabaricus (reedfish), 454 nucleotides long. RefSeq names its product serine protease inhibitor Kazal-type 1-like. The transcript has 4 exons. Gene Ontology annotation, molecular function: protein binding. The coding region runs from base 16 to 339 and encodes 107 amino acids. The record is from RefSeq and is a predicted model, not a curated record. NCBI's taxonomy places the organism in Eukaryota, Metazoa, Chordata, Cladistia, Polypteriformes, Polypteridae.
UUUUUUUUUUCCCGGAUGUGCCGCAUUAUAAAUGGAGAGUCCCACUUGGGUGACCAGUCUAAGUCUGACACAGACACGAAACAAGUUGAGAUGUCUGCAACGCGCUUCCUGUUGCUGGCCGCCGUCUGCUUUUGCCUCUCAGCCUUGACCAUCAGGGCAGAUGUCCCCCCAGGUGUAAUCCAGCCUCAGUGUGACUCGUACCCGCUGCCUGGCUGCCCAAAGAACCUUGAUCCAGUGUGUGGCACCGAUGGCCAGACCUACAACAACGAGUGCUUGGUGUGUUUGGAGAACCUACACAGGGAGGAUCCGAUCUUCAUUGUCAAACGGAACGCAUGCUGAAUCCACGGACGGACACCUGAGGGUCUGCUGAUCUUCACAAGCUCCCCUUUGCAACCCCCCCUGCAGGGCCCUGCGUCCUCUCAAAUCUCAAAUAAACAUUUGCUUCUGGAAUGAA